AUGUCUAGCCGACCAACCGUCGUCCUGGUUCCAGGCUCCUUCUGCUCGGCAAAUGCCUACGAUGUAAUCGUCACGCCCCUCCGUUCCAAAGGCUACGACAUCCAAGUUAUUGAACCGCCUUGCUACCCCGCAGGCUACGGACGCAAAUCCGAUGGUCCGCCACCAAACAUGUACGCCGAUGCCCAGUAUAUCAACAAACACGUGGAGAAACUAGCAGAUGAAGGCAAAGAAGUCGUCCUCGUGGCACACAGUUACGGCGGUGUCCCAGCAACCCAGAGUCUCAAGGGCGUAACCAAGAAAGAACGCGAGCAGCAGGGUAAACCAGGCGGCGUGGUCCGCAUUGCCUAUCUCACCGCGUUGGUGCCGCGCCUCGGUGAAACCUCUUUUCAGGUGCUUGGAGACCAGGGCGGUGUUGUACCUAGUGCUGGCGAAGAUGGCUGGAUGUACCACGCCGACCCCGCCCCCGUCGCCGCCCAGGUCUGCAGCGACAUCCCCCUCGCGGACGCCAUCGUCGAAGUCUCCAAAAUGGGUCGCCACUUUGGCGCCUGUUUCCUGGAUCCCCUAACCCACAUGGGCUACAAAGACGUGCCUGCGUCCUGGUUUUUCUGUGGAAAAGAUCUUGUGGUUACCCCCGAUGCGCAGCAAAAGGGGAUUGAGGCGAUCGAGGAGAGUUGGGUGGGGACGGAGAGGGAGGGCAAGAAGGUCGAUGUUACGAGGUUGGAGUGUGAUCAUUAUCCGCUUGUGUUAGAGGAUCGGAGGGCGAAGGUGGAGGCGUGGGUUGAGGGGCUUGUGGAGAAAGGGGGGAGGGAUUAA
Bipolaris oryzae ATCC 44560 is the source of this 813-nucleotide messenger RNA. RefSeq lists its product as uncharacterized. Bases 1 to 813 code for a protein of 270 amino acids. The transcript has 3 exons. Lineage: Eukaryota; Fungi; Ascomycota; Dothideomycetes; Pleosporales; Pleosporaceae. The record is from RefSeq and is a predicted model, not a curated record.